CCAUCACAUUUAAUAGCUAAUACAGAAGUACCAGUUGUCACAGGUGUAUCUGGAUGCUCUGUGCCCUGACCAAACGUAUAUGCUGUGUUUAUGUCAGAGGGUCUACAUCUGUUGUAUACAUUUUACCAUGGUGUGGUCGAGUUGUGAUGAUUUCUUGAGUGGCCAAUUUGAAAUUGUCACCUGUAUUUGAAACUUGUUUUUGAAUGCUAUUACAUUGGUCCUUUAAGUGUUAUCUACAUAUUUGCUUUCAUCUAUUUUUUUAUCUUAGAAAAGUUGAUUUGCGAUGUCCACCAACCCUAAGCGCACAAUAUACGUAGGAGGGCUUGCUGAAGAAGUUGACGAGAAAGUAAUUCAUGCAGCGUUCAUACCAUUUGGAGAUAUUCUUGAUAUUCAGAUACCUCUCGAUUAUGAAACGGAAAAACAUCGAGGAUUUGCGUUUGUGGAAUUUGAAUCCGCAGAAGAUGCUGCAGCAGCUAUUGAUAAUAUGAAUGAUUCAGAGCUGUUUGGUAGGACUAUUCGAGUAAACCUUGCCAAGCCACAAAAGAUCAAGGAAGGUUCAUCACGUCCUGUGUGGUCAGAUGAUGUGUGGUUGCAAGAUCAUGCCGGUGCUACACUCGAAAAAACAGAAACUGCAGUUGAAAAGAGACCUAAUGAAGAAACUGUGGAAGAAGAACCUGCUGCUAAAAAAGCUAAGAAAAAUCCUCAAGUAUACUUUGAUAUAAAAAUUGGUAAAAACAGUGUUGGAAGAAUUAUUAUGAUGUUAAGAGCAGAUAUUGUUCCAAAAACUGUUGAGAAUUUCAGAUCUCUUUGUACCCAUGAAAAGGGAUAUGGUUAUCAAGGAAGUACAUUUCAUCGAAUAAUUCCUGAAUUUAUGUGUCAAGGGGGAGAUUUUACCAAUCAUAAUGGAACAGGUGGUCGCUCAAUUUAUGGAAAAAAGUUUGAAGAUGAGAACUUCAUUUUAAAACACACUGGUCCUGGUGUUUUAUCUAUGGCUAAUUCUGGACCAAAUACAAAUGGAUCCCAAUUCUUCAUUUGUACUGGACGUACAGACUGGUUGGAUGGUAAACAUGUAGUAUUUGGCCAUGUUAUCAGCGGAAUGGAUGUGGUAAAGAAAAUGGAAAAAUGUGGUACAAAAUCUGGAACAUCGGUAGAGAAGAUUGUCAUUACAACUUGUGGAGAGCUUGUAUAAUCUAUAAUAAAACUUUUAUUAAAAUAUUAUUAUUAUUAUUAUUAUUAUUAUUAUUGUUAUUGUUAUCAUUUAUCA
Molecule: messenger RNA, 1264 nt
Organism: Gryllus bimaculatus (two-spotted cricket)
Lineage: Eukaryota; Metazoa; Arthropoda; Insecta; Orthoptera; Gryllidae
Source: the annotation of a GenBank genome assembly